CUGGGCAUGGAGGGCGCGGCGGGCGACCCGUACCGGCGACCCGCGCGGCGCACGCAGUGGCUGCUAAGCGCCUUGGCUCACCAUUACGGGCUAGACCGCGGCGUGGAGAACGAGAUCGUGGUGCUGGCUACCGGUCUGGACCAGUAUCUGCAGGAAGUCUUCCAUCAUCUGGACUGCCGGGGUGCGGGUCGCCUGCCGCGCGCCGACUUCCGCGCGCUCUGCGCCGUACUGGGUCUGAACGCCGACGGGGAGGCGACCACCGAGGACGCAAACCCCUCGGAGGUGGCCGCUAAGAACCCCGCUGCUGGAACAGUAGCUGGCAGGGACGCGGACGUCAGAGAAGAGGCGCGCCUGGCUCUGCGCGCCGAGCCUCCUGAACUCACUUUCCGCCAGUUCCACGCACGCCUCUGCGGCUACUUCAGUACCCGAGCGGGGCCCCGGCUGCCCCGAGGAGCUCUCAGCGAGCAUAUCGAGACGCAGAUCCGCCUCCGCCGUCCGCGUCGCCGCCGCCGGCGGCCUGGCUCACCGAGCCUGCAGGGCGGCACCGAUGGAGAGCGUGUGACACAUCUAGAGGAGGAAAACAGCAGCCUACGCGAGCUGGUGGAGGACCUCCGUGCGGCGCUGCAGAGCAGUGACGCGCGUUGCCUGGCCCUGCAGGUAGGCCUCUGGAAGAGCCAAUCGGACAUCCCGGAAGCGGCAGCGCACAAGCUGCAGCAAGCACAGGGAGCGCUGGCGGAGGCAGAGGCUCGUGCCCGGCGGCUGCAGCGCGGACAGGUGGAGGUGCGGCUGCGCACGGAGGAGGCCCGGCAGGCGGUGCGGAGCAGCCUGCACCGAGUGCGGGAGUUGGAGGCGCUGGCGGGGCGCGUUCCCCGCUUGCAGCGCCAGGUGCAGCGACUGGAGGCGGAGCUUAGACGUUACAGGUCAGAGGGACCUCAGCUCCUAAACACCGUACAAGCCAGUGUACAGCCAGAAAACAAGAACGUUGAACCUAAGGCUAGAGGAACCAGAGGUGUGGACACCACUUCAGAGGUAGCCCAGCAGUCGGACACCAGCUUAAGGAGCAGAGACACAGAUGAAGAGGAUGAGCAGCUGUUCCGCUCCGUGGAAGGCCAGGCCGCCUCUGAGGAGGAGGAAGAAAGGUUGCAGGAAAAGUCAAGGCCCCCACAGGCCCAUGUUGAGGUAUCUCUGCUGCAGCCCUCAGACUGUAUGAGUAGGUGUGAUGGGCAGACAGCUGAGACGCUCAAGACUUCCUUUGGCCACUGUGAUGGUGCUGACCACAUCUGCACCUUAGAGCUGGAGAACCAUGUCACCAGGCUUGGGGAUCAGCUGCAGACCCUGGGCUGCAGCGGAAAGACCCUGGGGACACCGGAGAAGGAGGCAGAACUGCAGCGGAUGGUGGAGACGGAGCAUCUGAGGCUGGAGCUGCAGAUGGUGGAGACAGAGCGGGUACGACUGUCGCUGCUGGAAGAGAAGCUGGUGGACGUGCUGCAACUCCUGCAGAGGCUCCGGGACCUGAACAUAUCAAAAAGAGCCCUGGGGAAGAUUUUGCUGAACGCCCUGGACCGGAAUCCCUCACAGGAGGGUACACGUGGCACCUUGGCCAUCCUGGACGCCUUGCACCAAGCCUUGGUUGGCUGUGAGCUCCUGCAGAGAAAUCCCUCAGCACCAGCAGCCACAGCUCCUACACACACAAACCCCUUCCUCAUCUCCUGCUGAGCUCACUGACCCAGCCAUGGGCCACCAUGGUCUUUCUAUCCAUCAUCAGACCAGCCUUGACCACAACCAGACUUGCCUCCUUGGUGAACCUGACCACCAUGGGACUUGCAUUGGCAGUCGCUGGACCAACCUUCACAGCCAAACUGACUGCCAUCACAGGAGCCUUCUCAGUCAUCCUGAGCACCAUCAGCCCAGCCUCCCUGGUCAGCCGUCCACUGCUAGGCUGUCUUCCACCGUCUGAACACCCUCCACAAAAGGUUGGACUGUUAUCACUUCCUCAGAACUCUGCAGCCAAGGCCCCUUCCAAAACUGGGUGUGUCUGGCAGCUACUCCUUCCUUGGGCCUCUCACAUUCUCCCAGAACCCCCACAUUGAAACCUUGCAGUUGCUAGAUCAGCCUGUACCUGAGGCUGUUGCCCUUAUGCUGAGCACAGUACACGGUACAUUCCAGAAUCUCUGCCCUGCUUGCUCCAGCUGACUGACCUGUGUUAUUUGGCCUGCUCAAGAAGGACCAGUUCUGCACCCCGAUCAGGCUAUAUGUGUGCUAGAACUUAGUGUGGACAAAUGUGCAAGGAAAAACUCCAGGGGACCAGGCAAAGAGGAACCCACACUUUGGCAAGUCUAACUUUGUGAGCUCUGCUAUGACCUCACAGGAAAGAUAGAAGAGCUUCUGGGAGGAAGAGGCAAUUGACCAGUGUGGAAUAUAACUAGUGCAUCCCGGGUUUUAUUUUGCUGUUUUUCUGCUGCCAGGGAUGUCCCAGCACUGCCAGAGCUCCCCCGCCAAGCACACCCUGACCUCACUCUGCUCUUUUCAACAAGCUGCCUUUCCACUGGAGCGUGACAGGCACAGGUUUCAUUAAAGCCUUGACUAACCUAGAGAAGGAACAUUCCCGCAGCCGGAUCCCCAGAGCUGGCCUGUCCCAGCCAAGGGAGAGGAAACCAAAGACAAGUUCAGGCCCACCGAAACAGCCGUGAUCACAGGGUCUAUAUUCAGUUCUGUUGUCUUACAGUCUUUGAGGAGGAUCUCCCUGUGUUGCUUAGGCUGGUCUCAGACUCCUGGGUUCAAGCAAUCCCUCCUGCCUCCCAGGUAUCUGGGACAAUAGGCUAUAGUAGCACACCCAGCUAGCUAAUCUUGACAUGACAGAACACCUACCCCCCACUGUGGGGCGUUUACCCAACCACCCCCCACAGUUCCCCAGAGUUUUCUUGAGUGCGAGCAGCAGGAAAUAUUAGAUAGAAGGAUUUAUUGCGGAGAAUAUCGCGGAGAUAAACAGAUAGAAAAUAAAGGAUAGCCUCGAGAGGGCCUGGAACCUAUUCCAACCGGCCCUGACUGUCUUUGCCCCAGGGUUUUUAUAGAGACACCAAGGGGUGGAGCAAAAGACCUCCUCCCCCAGCACAGCCAAGUGCAGACCAUCCCAGACACCUGCACUUAGGCCCGUGGUUUAAUUAUCCUCUAUGCGGACCUGCUGGGUAAAGGCACGAGGAACCCGAGAACGGGCUCCCACACCCCACCACAUAUACACACUUUUGAUUACGACGUCACUAAAGGCUCAGCUCCUGGAAUUCCUCACCCAACACAUGGAGUUAGCCUUUAGCAGAAGACGAUCAAACUGAAGAGACAGUCAUCCAUGGUUGUAUCAGCAAGUCAGGAAGCAUCAGACCAGGAAUUUGAAACAACUGGUUACCCGGCAGCUCUAAUGGAGGAGGCCAGCAACAUGCGAGACCAGGUGAGUAACAUGCGGAGGAUGCAUGUUCCAUGGAAGAGUCAGGAAUUGCUAGGAAUCCUACCAACUGAGCAGAGUGAAGAGCACUCGGUAGGCUCAGAGACAACUGCACAGGAUGAGGAAAGACUCCCAGCGCCUAAGGAUAAGUCCUACCAACUUCUAAAGAUGAACACCAGGGAUGAAAAGACUAGGAACAGGGAACAGAAAAUGUGAGAACUGUUGGGCAACUACGACAUGUAUUUAAAAGUGGGGGGGACACAGACAACAGUCCAAACAAUAUUGACUUUGAAUUUCCCAAAAUUCCAGUCAGACGCCAAAGCACAGAGCCAGAAGACUCACAAAGCCCAAGCAGAAUACAUGCAAAACAAACAAUAAAAACGGCAUCGGAGCCAGGCAUGGUGAUGCACACCUGUAAUCCCAUCACUCCGGAGGCUGAGGCAGGAGGAUCAGGAGUUUACAGCCAGCCCAAGCUGGACAGUGAGAGCCUGUCUCAAAAUGACAACAGGGAGGAAAAAGAGUGAAACGCUGAGGGGGGAGGAAACUAGUAUUCGUUGUGUCUUGUAAAAUUACCCUUGAGAUGGACGGAGUGAAGAUUCUCCGGCAAAACUCAUUACAGCUUUCCAGAAAUAAAGGAAGUUCUUUAGAGAGAAGGGGGAUUGUACAGACCAAAAAUUUGGGUUUAUGUAAAGAAAGAAAAAGCACAAAAGAAAGAAUAAGUCAAGGUAGAAAAACAAUCCUUUAUUUCUCUUAUUUUUUUCUUACCUACCAGACAACAGUUUGUCCAAGUUCUGGAGACAAUGCAUGCAUUACAUUCAGCUUUUGUGAGUGAAAUGCCCAGCACAGACUCCAGGGCAGAGAAGGAACUAGAAAUGCUUUGCUACUGUGGAGCCUGGGAAGGAAGCAUUACUGCCCAUCAAACAGUCUGGUUAUUGAAAGUGGACUUGAAUUAGUGUAGAUGGGUGUUGUGAGUGUUAGGAUAAACACUAGGAAAAGAAGGGGGCAGGGAUACACUAGGACAAGAGAGAAAGUGACACUACAUAAGAUACUUAAUCAAGACCACAAAUGCAAACUAGGAGCCGAAGACAGAGCAAAAGUGGUUAAACGUGAGCAGUCAUGGAAGACAUCACCCGUGUCAGCAGCACCCCCAAAUAUUAGUGGUCCCAUUACAACAACCAAAUGUAGGGAUUCUCAGACCAAACGACAUGCUGUCUGCAAGAAUCCACUUUAGGAGGCUGGAGAGAUGGCUCAGCAGAUAGGAGCACUUAUUGGUCUUGAAGAAGACCCGGGUUCAAUUCCCAGCACCCACAUAGCCACUCUCAACCUCCUAUAACUCCUGUUCCAAAUGAUCCGAUGACCCUCUUUUGACUCUGUGGGUGCGUGUGGUACACAAACAUACAGUCAGGCAUGUACACAUAAAAAAUAAACUUAAAAGAAAUCCGCUGUAGACAUAGACACAUGUGGGUUAAAGUGAAGGGUGAAAGAAAUUACUCCUGUGCCAACCGUAAUCAGAAGAAAGCCUAACUCACUAUAUUCAUUUCAGACAGAGCAGACUUCAAGGCAAGGAAAAGCAUCAGGAAUGAAAGGGGGCAUCACAUGCUGUCCAAGGGGUCAGCUCACUAAGAAAAUAAUGCCUAGCAACACCCCAAACUACCCGAGACAAAAAUUAAUACAAAACCAGGCAUAGUGAUGCACACCUUUAAUUACAGCACUCAGGAGGCAGAGGCAGACAGAUCUCUGAGUUUUAGGCCAGCCUGGGCUACAUAGACCUUGUCUCAAAAUAUAUAUAUUAAUAGAAGUUCAAGAAACAGACGGGUCCACUGUUGUAGCUGGUCAACGUACUUCUAUAAGACAUGGACACAUCCAGCGGGUGUGACAUUAGUAAAGCUGAACACACCAGAACCAUCAACCAAAUGGAUCCAAUGGACACAGACUACUCAUCCCACAAUGGCACAAAUGCAUUCUCUCCAAGCUCGGGCAGCGGUCUCCACAUUCUGGCCACAAACACUCUCACUAAUUAAAUUAUGGAAGCCAUGCAAUUCUCUCAAGAGGCAGCAAAAUUAAACUUGCAACAGGAAGACAGCUUGGAAAUCCAUAAAUUCUUAGAGAUUGAAUAACGUAUUUCUGCCGGGUGAUGGUGGCACACGCCUGUAAUCCCAGCACUCGGGAGGCAGAGGCAGGUGGAUCUCUGUGAAUUCUAUAGAGCGAGAUCCAGGACAGGCUCCAAAGCUACAGAGAAACCCUGUCUUGAAAAACCAAAAAAAAAAAAAAAAAAAAAAGAAUAACGUAUUUCUACAUUAAAUACAUAUCAAAGAAGAAUUCUCUAGAGUAAUUUUAAAGCACUUUUAGUGAAAUGAAGAAAUAAAUACCCCAUCAGAAUAUACGGGACACAAUGAAAGCAAUGCUUCGAGGGAAACGCACAGCGUGGGGAUGGAUUUAUUGCCAAAAUGGAAGGUCCAAAAUCAGUAUUCUUCCACCUCAGGAAGCUAUAAAAUGAAAAGCAAAUUGUAAGACCAACUUGACCAGUAUAUCCCAAAUUGUUCUAUAGAACCAAUCCAAAGUAUACCGAUGAAAAGAAUAAAAAUUAGAGGAGAAAUCAGACUCAAAAUAGGAAAUCAGAAGAGAAAAAUCAACAAAGCCAAAGAUGGUUGUUGGAAAGAUAAUGAAAGUGGUUAAUAAAAACUUCUUGCAGGGGCUAGAGAGAUGGCUCAGCAGUUAGGAGCACUGACUGCUCUUCCAGAGGACCCAGGUUCAAUUCCAACACUUACAUGGUAGCUCACAACUGUCUCUAAUGCCAGUUCCAGGGGAUCUGACACCAAUGCACAUUAAAUAAAUUAUUAUUUAAAAACCUUUAAAAUAUUUAUUUUAAAAAAGCUUCUGGCCAGGCUAAUCAAAGAAUAAAACAGACACAACUUACUAAUACCAGCGAUGAAAGAGGAAUGUCAUUACAGGACAGAUCUCAACAGCACGAAAGGAUUUUAGAUGCGACUGUGAAUAAGCCUUGUGAGCUAAUGAAAGGGACCGAUUCCUUGAAAAACACAUAAGAGCCACACAUGAAGAAACAGACAAUCUGAUAUGUAUUAGCUAAUAUAAUUAAUAAUUAACAAAACAGGAAAAUAACAGGCCCAGGACAGGUUCUCCAGUACAUUCUACUGCCGAACUGUAAGAAAAGGGCUGUACGAAUCAUCCAGUCUCUUCCAGGAAACAGAAGCAGGCCUUCUUUGCAGCCCCUUCUGUAAGGCCAGGGUUGCCAUCAUGCCAAGCAAAUAUCUCAAACAAAAAAGACAGAGCGAAAUGCCUCAUAUGUACAGGUACAAAAAUCUUCAGCAAAAUAUGAGCAAGUCAUAGACAACAGUGUGAGCUAUUUGCCCUGGUUCAAUCUCCAUCACACACACACACACACACACACACACACACACACACACACACACACACACACAAAAGAAUUGCUCACCUUAUCCCAGUGGAACUGACACACUGUCGUAUGGGAAGGAGGCUGGAGACCGUGGCCUCUUCAGUGUCCUUACAGAGAGUGGGGCUGAUACUCAGUACUUCUUGAGCCUUCAGAGCCUUGCUGGCUUACAGCCUGCCACCUUUUUCCCUCAUCCAGUGUGCAGACCACCUUGAACAUGGAUGGGACCUGAACACAUGCCUAAUGCUCCUGGCCAAGUACAAAGUCCAGGGGCAAGAUGACCCCAGAAGAUCGUGGGAUUCCAGGGAUACAGACCUGGGUCAGGGCCAGCGCAUCGGCUGUGAGUGGCAGCAAACAAUGUGCUUUGCCUUACAUCCACACCUCUAUGACAAGGACUCUACCCACUUCACACAGCUCAACAGCAGAGCCCAGCACGCAUGACCAAGGGCCAGACUGCACUCACUUGGGCAUCCCAAGGACCUUUACAGAGCUCAGGGUCCGAGACACCCUGACAGGGAAGCAUAAAGAAAGGUGCUUCAUGGGGAGAUACACAUUGUGCCCACGGAGCUUAUGGUUGAGGCCACAUCUCCGGAGAACAGCUGUCAUGGAAACCUCAAUGUCUUCUUGAGUCAAAAACAGUAUAUGUGAAUGAUUCCACUCAAACAGAAACUCCCCAACACUUGAACCCAAAAAUUGAUUUAAAAAAAAAAAAAAGGUUAGU
Molecule: messenger RNA, 7569 nt
Organism: Peromyscus californicus insignis
Lineage: Eukaryota; Metazoa; Chordata; Mammalia; Rodentia; Cricetidae
Gene: Efcc1
Product: EF-hand and coiled-coil domain containing 1
Molecular function (GO): calcium ion binding
Source: RefSeq, a predicted model, not a curated record